AUGUGGAUGUCUAUAGUGCCCCUUAAAGAAAAUACCCAGGCAUCCAACCCUAGGGCCCCAGCUUACAGAGAAUUCUGGGAACUUAUAUCCAAAAGCAUCUAUAAUACUGUGACUAGGCUCUCCCAGACUGUGUGCCUAAUAAAUGUCAUCCACCUUGCAAAAUGUGAAUGCACAACAUACGCCUUUGCAUUCCCAUCGUUUCUGUUUGUUUUACUCUAUCAAUUUGUGUUCUGUUCAGGAAGGAUACGGUAUCGGGGAUGAUGAGUAUUCCUGUGCAUAUGACGGCUGCAGGCAGCUGAUCUGGUAUAAUGCCAAAAGCAAAGCACACCAACAUCCUUGCUGGAAAGAAGGUAAUUCGAAUAUCCUUAUUAUAGAGGACACUACGUGUGUGUGUGUGUGGCCUGUCCCACCAGCUCUGUAAUAGAGGAGAUUCCUUCAAUCACUUAUUUAAUUAACCAAGGAUAUCUAUUUGUUGCAACAGAGGAUUGAACUUUAUCAUAACUUAUAAUAACACUAAAGUAGUGCUGGUAAAAAAAAAACACCCAGUGACCAUUACAUUUAUACAGGAAACCCACACAAAAAAAUACUAAUCCACGCCGGUAACACUAUUCAUAGCGAGUCGUUACCUUUUCUGUAAUAACUUUUUUGUAUGGGUUUAUUGUGUUUAUACUUCUCUAUUUUUUAUUUAUUUAUUUAUUUUUUACCAGUACUACUUUGUGUUUUGGGUGUGUGGUAUUUUGGAGAGAUACUUUCUAAGUGGCUGUGGAGUAUACACUCUUGUGUUGACACUUAUUCAUUUGUAUACUCUUGGUUAUAUACUUUUGUAUGUAUGUGUAUAUAUACAUUUUUAUAUAUUUUUUUUUACUACUUUAAAGGAAGUGUUUGGCAUUGUAUAUUAUGAAUGAUUAUCGUUUGGUUUCAAACUUCAGAAUCUAUUGAAGGUUUUGUAACAUGUAAAGUAUGAAUUGUCUGUUUUUAGUAUUGCAAUCAUAAUUUCAUGUAUACUUGGAGGCUAGCAAAGCUAUUUUAAUCAAAUAUUAUAAUCCAUGUUUGCGGGAGAUUUUACUAGUACAAUGCAUUAAAGCUGAAUGCCUAACUUAAGCUUGCUGACUAAGAUGCAUACAUCUAAAACUGCUUGUCAUCUAAAGCAUGUUUGUUUCUUUAAUUUCAGGCGAUACUGUGGGGUUUUUAUUGGAUCUACAUAAAAAACUAAUGAUUUUCUCAUUAAAUGGGAACCAGCUUCCUCCUGAAAAACAAGUGUUCUCCUCUGCAACGUAAGUGGCCAGUAUCAGGGCCCAAAGCUUUGGUUUUCAUACAGACAGCCGGUUUUACUGGUCCUUAAGGGGUUAAGCAAAGUCUAACAGAUUAGGCCUUGACUGAAAUUACUCCAUAUCAAUUCUAUAUGAUACCAUUUUCUGCUAACUAGUAAUUUUUUCUUUACACCAGUGAGCAUACAUAAUGGGGAAUGAAGGAAGUAGAUUGUCCAUUAAAAAUGUGUUGACCAGUUCUUGAAGAAGAAAAAAAAUAAAAAAUCCGCAACUAAAUAUUUUUUUACUUUUUCUCCAUCUUUAUGCAAUUUAAAAGAACACUAUAGGGUCAGAAACACAGACAUGUGUUCCUGACCCUAUAAUGUUAAAAUCACCAUUUAGGUGGUUGCCCUCCCUUAGAAGGGGUUAAAACUCACCUUAUUUCCAGUGCUGUGCUGGUCCUCUGAACCUGGCCAUGCCCCAGAUCCGCCUCGUUGGUGGCAUCAGAAUGUCCGAUUUUUUUUGAUUUUUUUUUUUUUUAGCCAAUCCAAUGCUUUCCCAUGGGGAAAAGUAUUGCAUUGGCUGAAAUCGGCAAGGGGGUGGGAUGGUGGUGCGGCCAAAGGCAGUUUUGGCCAAUCAUCACUUCCUCAUAGAGAUGCAUUGAAUCAAUGCAUCGCUAUGAGGAAAAUUCAGCGUCUCUAUGCAGAGUGUGGAGAUGCUGAACAUCAGUGCUGCCUACUGUGUUAGUACUACUGUGUAGCAUCUCUAGUAGCCAUCUGAGGAGUGGCCACUUGGAGGUGUCCCUAAAGGGGCAAUGUAAACACUGCCUUUUCUCUAAAAAAAAAAAAAAAAAAGGCAGUGUUUGCGUUUAAAAUGCCUGAAUUCAAUGAUUCUACUCACCAGAUCAACCACAUUAAGCUGUAGUUUGUUUGGUGACUAUAGUGUCCCUUUAAACUCCAUCAUUGGAGUUGGGAUAGCUUAGCUAGGAGACUGUCCCACUUGGAGAGCAUUUCCAGUUUGACCGUUUUGGCCUUGGAUUUGGGGAUUGGGUUAACUUUGAAUUCCAGAUGGUCCGUUGGUGAAUAACCCUGUAAGCCUUCUCUCACUCCACAGACAAGAAUAAGGUUUUAACUUCUGGUUCUAGGCCUGUGUCAUUCCAGAAGUAAUUCAGUUAGCUUUCCCAUUGGGUGGCAAUGAUAUGCGUUGUGAAAUUGGAGCAAUACAUGUGCUCCUGUAUUGUGAGUUCUCGAACCUCUUGUGAGAUGAAAGGGCAUCUUCCAGUGUGUGAUGACUGCCGGAAAAUGGACUGUGAAAAAUAAAAAUUACAGGAAGUAGUGUAGGUUUUAUUCAGUAGAAUUAUAAAAAAAAAAACUCCUACUCUCAACUGGUACUUCUAAAUACAUUUUGUCUCAAAUCUUUCUUUGAGAGGAGAGUAGCACAAGUUAGAAAAGGGUGAAAAAAACAAACCUCAAAACACACUCUUGUAUUUAGUAAAGUGACACUGUCAAUCAAUUUCCAUAUGAAAAUGGAAACUGUGAUGCAAUUCGUAGAUGACCUCCUCCUCCCUGAAAAUAAAUACAUUUUCUUUUAGUGAAAGUCACAUCUUGACUUCCUAUAUCUUGGGUCAGACAAACCUAUAUUUUUCUGGUAUUGCUUUUGAAGUGCGACUAUUAAGAUUAUUUUACAUUUCAAAGUGUAUCUGCCAUAGUACACUCAACGUAUGCUGUUUUGUAAGAACAUAAAAAUCCAUCUGUUCAUUAACACAUGUUUAAAGGACCACUAUAGGCACCUAGACCACUUCAGCUUAAUGAAGUGGUCUGGGUGCCAGGUCUAGCUAGGUUUAACCCUUUUUAUUCUAUAAACAUAGCAGUUUCAGAGAAACUGCUAUGUUUACACUGAGGGUUAAUCCAGCCUCUAGUGGCUGUCUCAUUGACAGCUGCUAGAGGCGCUUCCGCACUUCUCACUGUGAUUUUUCACAGUGAGAAGACGCCAGCGUCUAUAGAAAAGCAUUGAGAAUGCUUUCCUAUGGACUGGCUAAAUGCGCGCGCGGCUCCUGCUGAGCAUGCGCAUUCAGCCGAUGACGUCGCUAUGGAGGAGGAGGAGAGUCCCCAGCCUGGCGCUGGAGAAAGAGGUACGUUUAACCCCUUCCUCCCCCUAGAGCCUGGUGGGGGGGGACCCUGAGGGUGAGGCACCCUCAGGGCACUAUAGUGCCAAGAAAAAGUGUUUUUUUGGCACUAUAGUGGUCCUUUAACAGUUAGAUAUUUAUUUAAAGUAAUAAUCCUCGGCCCUUCUAUCAAUCAAUUCUUGGCAUAGUGAUCAAUGCUGGAAUAUACCUGAAUGCCCAGAAUAGCUUGGCAAGAGAGAUGCAGGAGAACCCGUAUAAGUGGUUCUAGUGCCAUCUCACAGCCACACCCACUCCCUGCCUCAUCCUGCCCACUUCUAAAAUAAUUGAUAGUAGGUAACUAACCAGGCAGGGCCAAUAGCUUAGUUAGUGGACCGUGUAGGUAGAGUCUGUUAUAAUAGUGUGUAACGCCCACAAAGGCAGCAUGAUGUCUUGGCACAGAAGGGAAGAUUUGUUGUUUUUUUUUUUUUAAUUUAAAACUGAAUAUUUCAUUAAGAAUUGAGAUACAGCAUUGCUUAGCAAGAACAUCUUAAUGUAUUUCCUAAUAAGAUAACAGGGCUAUGGAGUGCCCCCAUCUUUCUCUUUAACUCCUGGCCCCAUAACUUUGACAGUGUUUUGGUCACUAGGUUGUUCAUACAUACUGAAAAUCCAAAAUGGUCAUGGUUUGCCUUUUGUUUUUGGGGGUUGUACAUCAAUUUCUUAUUUUGUUCUUUUUUUAGGUCUGGGUUUUUUGCUGCAGCAAGCUUUAUGUCUUACCAACAAUGCGAGUUUAAUUUUGGAGCCAAGUCCUUUAAAUAUCCACCGACAAGUAAAUUUAGCACCUUUAAUGAAUAUGCAGUUCUUGCUCCAGAGGAAAAGGUUAUAUUACCCAGGUAACCAUAACGAUCAUUACAUGUAACGAUGUGUCCGGUGUAUGUUUUAAUAAAUAGUGAUUGGUUUUGAAUCGUUGGCUGAUGUACAUUGGUGUAAUGCAUUUACUGCUAUAGUGAUACAAUAACGGUCCUAUUUUCUGCCUCACAGUCUUGGCAUUUGGAACUUUCAUUCUUUCACGUCUUUGUUUUUGAGGGUUUAUACUCUGCUCAUUCCAGUAAACACUAAAACAAUAAAUGCCUAGAGUUGACAAGUUUUUAGUCUUAACUAUAAAAACUGGAAGAAUGGCGGCAGUGAAGAGUUUUACGUUUGGUCUCCUUCGUGUAAACCCCACUUUGGAUGGUUUUUAUAUGGGGAUUUGUGAAAACAAUCAAAAGUAUGUGGGGGGGACAAACAAACUCUAAAUGAGUAUUGUACCCCUCUUCGUUAAGGUCAAUGGAGACUCAAAACUGGGCAACAGAGAGGGGUUCUGAGCACCAUGUCCAUUACAACUCCAUUAUAGUGAUUCACAUACCCAAUCUCUUGAUCCCAUUCCUCUUUUGUGUCAAAGCAUUUCAGGGCCUACAACCUAGACCCUUUGUGGCAACUCGGCUAGUGUCCGCACUAUCCUUUCAGCACUGGAUGGUUUCAUGCAAAAGUGCACUGUAGCAUCCUCAAGACUUCAACAGGAGGGGUGUGUUUUAAGUGUUGGGAGAGCCCGGCUGUCUGUCAAACCCCUCAAACUGUUUGACAUAACUGAGGUCUACACCUUAAAGCCCCAUAUUCUCUACAGCUUGUUGAAGCAGUUAUAAUGCAGGAUGUUAAUUUUUAAUAAUUUAUAUCCCAGUUUUCUCAUAAAACACAAUCAAGGUCAUUGUGGUCACCGAAAAAAAAGACCAAUUUUCACAAUUUCCUGGGGUUGUUUUUUUUUUUUUUUUAAAUGGACGUAACAUUGCUACAUAUUGUUUACAUGUGAAACUGACGUGUGUAGAUAACGGUGAACAACCUAUGUAAUGGCUGGUUUUAUGGUAAUAUAACAUUCUUAGUUUGCAUUCUCCUGUCCUCCAAACUCACCUCUCAUUCUGAUCCUUUAGACACAGACGCUUAGCAUUGUUAAAACAAGUGAGCAUCAGAGAAAACUGCUGUACGCUUUGCUGCGACGAGGUGGCAGACACAGAACUGAAGCCUUGCGGACACAGGUGAGUGAAAUGCUUUGUUUCUUCGUGAUGAAAAGAUGUGCUAAUUUUACAAUUCUUAUAAGAUUUGGUCUCUCUACAUACUGCUUUUACCACAAUGUUACAUUCCCAAAUGCAGGCUAUACAGUCAAUUGAAGUUUUCAUUUCCUCCAAGGGGAAAAAGCCUGUGACCACGGAGUACCAUACUGUGAUGUUGGUUGCAUGUAAAAAGGAAGAAUGUUCCAAGCUUUUUGGGAAAAAAAAUAAAUAGUUUUUAUUUUAUAUUGGUUAAAGGGAUGUGCAUCACUUGAGAGUGAUUAUUUAUAUAUAUAUAUAUAUACACACUUUUUUUUUUCUUUUUAAACCAAACAAACCCUUUAAAAUAUAUUUUUAAAAAAAGUAUAUAAUACAGACUUUGAAAAGUAUGUAUUAAAUAUUUAUAAACUUGGUCAGAUUAAAUUAUUGCUCACACCUCUCAAUUGGGGGAGUAUCUUCUGUCCUGUCCAACCAAACUUAGCUACCCAUCUAAUUUUUAUAUUGAAGAAAUCCAUACAAAAUGUAUCACUGAGAGGGAAGGGAAGGGGGGAGGUAGAGGGGAUUUUAACACUAUGGUGAUUCGAUGCAGGUUUCUGGGUUUGGGGGGGCUCAAGCUGUAAAUUCCACUCAUCCAGCGCUGUAUCAGGUAUGAAGUUUGUAGCCAGGAUUCCACAGCAGUCAGACACGUUUCGCCCAAUUAUUGGCUAUCGAUCUCAGUGAUUUAUGUCCCUUUAUUUAUACAAUCCAUGGGGUAGGAUAUAGGAGAAAACUGUGACUAGGUUCAAGCUUUAGUGCAAAUGCUGACUGUAACAUCUGAAAAAGUCUUAAAGGAAAACAUCAUUGCUGUUGGUUAUUAUGAAGGUUAAACUAAUAGGUCUGAGUUUUAAACUUCUUGGGGGAGAUAGAUUUUUUUUUUUUUUUCUUUCUUUAAUUGAACUGUUUAACAAUGACAACCAAACCCCAGUUGACAUUUUUCUUUUUCUUUCCCAGUGAUCUCUGCAUGGAAUGUGCCUUGCAGCUGGAGACCUGCCCAUUGUGUCGUCAAGAAAUAAAGACUCGCGUACGACAGAUUGCCCAUAUUUCUUGA
This is a messenger RNA of Pelobates cultripes (western spadefoot toad), 6516 nucleotides long. The record is from the annotation of a GenBank genome assembly. NCBI's taxonomy places the organism in Eukaryota, Metazoa, Chordata, Amphibia, Anura, Pelobatidae.